Messenger RNA from Aureobasidium namibiae CBS 147.97, 1203 nucleotides. Its product is annotated as pseudouridine synthase. The transcript has 2 exons. The record is from RefSeq and is a predicted model, not a curated record. The coding region runs from base 1 to 1203 and encodes 400 amino acids. Gene Ontology annotation, molecular function: pseudouridine synthase activity; RNA binding. Lineage: Eukaryota; Fungi; Ascomycota; Dothideomycetes; Dothideales; Saccotheciaceae. Gene Ontology annotation, cellular component: mitochondrion. Gene Ontology annotation, biological process: mRNA pseudouridine synthesis; tRNA modification.
AUGAGCGAUCCUUCUCCUGUUGUUGAAGGUGUCUUUGCCGUACACAAGCCACUCGCCGUCUCCUCCGCUCAAGCUCUCCGCGAUCUCCAAAAACACUUGAACCCCUCCAAAACAUUCGCUCCCUGGAUCCAAGCCGAAAAGAACAAACGCGACGCCGAUGCUGCCAGAUCUUACAAACGUUCACGCAAGCAGAGACAGGCCGUCCAGGUCAAGCUCGGUCAUGGCGGAACUCUCGAUCCUCUGGCUACCGGUGUGCUCGUCGUAGGAGUCGGCAGUGGAACCAAAAAGUUGCAAGGUUUCCUCGACUGCACAAAGGUGUACGAGACUGUUGUUGUCUUUGGUGCUGCAAGUGAUACCUACGAUACCGAGGGCAAGGUCGUCAAGAGGGCCCCUUAUCAACACAUUACCAAGCACAUGGUCGAGGAAGCCCUGCAAAAGUUCCGUGGUGACAUUAUGCAACGCCCUCCCAUCUUUUCCGCUCUCAGGGUCCAGGGUAAGCGUCUUUACGAGUACGCCAGAGAAGGCAAAGAAGUGCCAGUAGAGAUUCAAGAAAGACCUGUCACGGUAUCGCAAUUGGACAUGGUGGAAUGGUUGGACCCCAAUACACACAAGUACAAUUGGCCUGAGAAGGAGGCUGAAGACGAGGAAAAGAAGGCCGUGGACAAGCUCUUGCCGCAAGUCGCUAGCGAAGCACAAGCUACCACUGCCCAGGAACCACAACCCGACGCCGACGAGCUGAAGAGAAAAAGAGAGGGUUCCGACGGGCCUGAGGUCAAAAAGAUGAAGGUUGAUGGCGCCGAAGCAGCAGACCAAGCAUCAACAGUCAACGAAGGUGCUGCACAAGAGCAAAAGCCAUGCCCAGCACCGGCAGCUCGUAUAAGAAUGACCGUUUCGUCGGGCUUCUACGUUCGCAGUCUAUGCCACGAUCUGGGUGCAGCCGUUGGCUCGCUUGGUCUCAUGGCUGCACUGGAGAGAUCGCGACAAGGUGAGUUUGAGCUGGGCAGGAACGUGCUUGAAUUCGAGGAUUUGGAGAAGGGUGAGGAUGUCUGGGCUCCUAGACUCACAGAUCUGUUGGCACAAUGGCAAAAAGACCAUCCAGAAGGUCAGAGCGGUCACACACGCAUCACGGCCAAGAGACAAGGAACGCCUCCUCCUGCAGAACAACAACAACAACAUCGCAGAAACUCAUCCUCACCAGCAUAG